Messenger RNA from Rhipicephalus microplus (southern cattle tick), 2859 nucleotides. RefSeq names its product ATPase WRNIP1-like. The record is from RefSeq and is a predicted model, not a curated record. NCBI's taxonomy places the organism in Eukaryota, Metazoa, Arthropoda, Arachnida, Ixodida, Ixodidae. Gene Ontology annotation, biological process: DNA synthesis involved in DNA repair; DNA-templated DNA replication. Gene Ontology annotation, cellular component: nucleus. Gene Ontology annotation, molecular function: DNA binding; ATP binding; single-stranded DNA helicase activity.
CCGCUCAGCACGAAUAUCUAGGGAAAUCUAAGGAAUAUUUUUAACUUCAGAGAGAGAAAAAGUGGCUCCGCAGGUUGGCAGCACUGGCUGUAACAUGUGUGCUGCUGUUUGUGUCAUAAGUGCACGUGCGUGAUGUUUUCCUCUAGGCAAACACCGCAAAAGCGUCCUAGACAAGAUGACAGCGUGGCAAGGAAGCAGAUUUACCCUAUAUUCUCUUCCGGAAGCUCUUCAAAGCAAACAACUAUUGUCCCUGUCACCCCUGCCGAGCCUUUAGACGAGUCGAAACCAACACCAGAGUUCAAGCCCUUGGCUGAGAAAAUGCGGCCCUCUUCCCUGGAUGAGUUCAUAGGCCAGAGUGGUGUGCUGGGUGACCAAAGCCUUCUGCGGCAGCUCAUCACCAGUAACCGCAUUCCCUCCAUGAUUCUCUGGGGACCACCUGGCUGUGGAAAGACAACAUUGGCCCAUAUAAUUGCGAACAAGUGCAAGCAGUCAUCAGAUGCAAGGUUCGCAACCUUGUCCGCAACUACGGCAGGCGUGAAGGAUGUCAAGGAUGUCUUAGAGAGAGCCAGAAAUGACCAGAAGAUGUUCAAGAAGAAGACCGUGCUGUUUAUUGAUGAGAUUCACCGUUUCAACAAGCUUCAACAGGACGUCUUUCUGCCAGCUGUGGAGUCUGGCACGAUAGUCCUGGUGGGAGCUACCACAGAGAACCCGUCCUUCUCCCUCAACUCGGCUUUGCUCUCACGAUGCCGCAUCUUACUGCUCGAGAAGCUCCCCACUGCUGAGGUAGCACUCAUUCUACAUCGUGCUCUGGCCCAUCUGGACGUUGAGCUUGUCUUCAAGAAUGACGAACCACGAAAGGACCUUCCAAGUGGGCAGCUGCUGAUGGAGGAGGCGGCAGUGGACUAUCUGGCGGCCAUGUGCGAUGGGGAUGCCCGCACCGCCCUCAACUCACUCCAGACAGCUGUAGAGGCACACCGCAGCAUGGCUGAAGGACAGCUCAUCACCGCCAAGAGCAUCAAGGAAGGCCUCAAAAGGACACACUUCCACUAUGACCGAGCAGGUGAUCAGCACUAUGACAUCAUCUCUGCUUUCAUCAAGUCUAUGCGAGGUGGUGAUGCCAAUGCAGCCCUCUACUACAUGGCACGCAUGCUGGCCGGAGGCGAGGACCCACUCUUCAUUGCACGCAGGCUCGUCAUCUUUGCUAGUGAGGACAUUGGUGUUGCCGACUCCCACGCACUUGUUCUUGCCAUGGCAACGCACGACAGUGUCAUGAAAGUUGGCCUGCCCGAAUGUCGGAUCAUGCUUUCCCACUGUGCUACGUACUGUGCAAGAGCACCCAAGUCACGCGAGACGUACAAUGCGUACGCACGUGCAGAAGAGGCUGUCCAGAAACAGGAGGGACCCCUGCCAGCAGUGCCUGUGCACUUGCGAAACCACGCGAGCCCUGGACAACGUGCAGAGGGACGUAGCAAGCCGUUUCUGCCUCAGCAGCUAGCGCACCUGGACUUCUUUAAGUAGCAUCCACGAAGAGGCAUAAUUUAGGAAAAGAGAGACACUGAGCGGACCAGUUAUCCAACACAGCUGUAGUUACUCACUGGUUUAUGCGUUUUGAAACUUUGAAAGUCUUGUUUGUGUAUAAAUGCGAUGUGUUGCUGUAGUUCUUAAGCUCGGGGCAGGAGGAUGGGUGAAGCCUUCAAAACAGGCAUGGAGGCUGCUAGCAACAAAUACUUUUCUCACUGCUGCAAGAUCUGGGCCUAACUGAUGUGUCUUGCAGCUUCAUGCCACAUGCUGCAGACCAUUCCUUGUUUGUUUGUUUUUUGUUUUGUUUUUUCACUGGGCUACCAGCAGCACUACUUACUAUUUUUUAAUAUUGCAGGGGUGUGAAACCUUGAACAUGCCAGUGCCGAAAUGCUUUACCAGCCUUGAAAUUUUUCCAGUUGCACUAAUUUUAGCAAUAGACACAACCUGCACUUUGGAAGGUUAUGUAAUACAAUCCUGGUGUGCACGAAAAGAUGGAAAAUGUGUAGGCACACUUCAUGUUGGGUGCCCAUAACCUCUGUUUUUUUAUUUUGCUAGCUGCUGUGUUGCUCAACUAAUAUGUUUCAAAAUUGACUCAUAAGCUUUGUGUAAAGUAUGCUGAUAUGUUGACAUUGUGCCACAGAUUUAUUCAAUGGAAAUAUCAGUCUUUUGCCUGCAUACGAACUCUUUCGAUUUGCCUAAGAAAGUCCAGAAGUUUUAGCAAUGCUCCUGAUUGUGUGGGUAUGGCCAUUUCCGGAUUAACAGCCACAACCCCACCAUAAAAAGAAAGAAUGCAAGAGAAUGGUUCUGGAAUUUCAACGUCUUGUUCUGUCGUGUGCAGAACACUUAAGUAAUUUUCAGGAAGUCUAGUAGAGCCAGGCAAAGUGCAAUUGGUGUCUGCUUUUUAUAAAACUAUCGAGGCAAGGCUAGCUACAUCGUUGAUCAAAUGAAAUUGCCCAGAAGAGGUUGUGGAGCAUCUGAGUGUUCACCUACUCAGGGUGUUAACCAAUGAGCUCAUUGACACCACAAAUUUAGCUACAUCGCCAAUCAAAUGAAAUUGCCCGAAAGAGGUUGUGGAGCCUUUGAGUGUUCACCUACUCUGUGUAUUAACCAAUGAGCUCAUUGACAGCACCGAUUGCUUAUUGACCAAGGAAGAUUGGAAACUUUUGUUCAAGGUUAACAGCUCUCUGGCACUCUGUAGAGCACCAGCCGAGUCUGCUCACGAGGUAGAACAAUCAGAUGAGAAACCAGAAGAAGUGGUAUGCAUUCUUAUUUUGGAAGAGGAAGUUUCUGGGAAACAUGUACAUUUUUGAUUGUUGGAAAUAAAUUAAUGAAUUAGGA